AUGGUCCUCGCAGCUCACCCCAAUCCAACCGCCCCCGUGCUAUCACACUUCUCCCUCGAGGGCAAGACGGCUCUCGUCACGGGCGGAUCGCGCGGUAUCGGUCUCGAAGUCGUUCGUGGCCUCCUCGAAGCCGGCGCGUCCGUCGGGUUCACCUACUCCAGCACAACGCCGGACGAGAUCGCCGCCCUGACCCAAGCCCUGUCGUCCGAGAAUGGCGGCCGCCGAGGACUACCCCGAGGACAAGCAGCGGCCCACGUCAUGAAGGCGCGCAACAAAACGCGCGGCAGCAUCAUCUUCACGGCCAGCGUCAGCGGGAUCCUCGUCAACGUCCCGCAGACGCAGGCAGCCUACAACGCGUCCAAGGCCGGGCUCAUCCACCUGGCCAAGAGCCUGGCCGUCGAGUGGACCGACUUUGCGCGCGUCAACUGCGUGUCCCCGGGCUUCAUCGCGACCGAGAUGCUCGACGUGCAUCCCAAGGCGUGGCGCGACAAGUGGUUCUCCAUGAUCCCCGGUGCGAGACUAUGUCUGGCGCCCGAGCUCAAGGGGUCCUAUGUCUACCUGGCGAGCGACGCGAGUAGCUACAUGACGGGGGCGAACCUGGUCGUGGAUGGGGGAUACACGUUACCAUGA
This is a messenger RNA of Emericellopsis atlantica, 630 nucleotides long. RefSeq lists its product as uncharacterized. Gene Ontology annotation, molecular function: oxidoreductase activity, acting on NAD(P)H, oxygen as acceptor. The transcript is spliced from 3 exons. Lineage: Eukaryota; Fungi; Ascomycota; Sordariomycetes; Hypocreales; Bionectriaceae. Gene Ontology annotation, cellular component: intracellular anatomical structure. Bases 1 to 630 code for a protein of 209 amino acids. The record is from RefSeq and is a predicted model, not a curated record.